Molecule: messenger RNA, 1222 nt
Organism: Aspergillus caelatus
Lineage: Eukaryota; Fungi; Ascomycota; Eurotiomycetes; Eurotiales; Aspergillaceae
Gene: dscB
Product: protein dscB
Exons: 2
Coding region: 248-1111 (287 amino acids)
Source: RefSeq, a predicted model, not a curated record
CUCCAACUCCUCUUUUUAUCUCCAAUCACCCCAACUCAACACCACGACAACUCCCCUCCCACUAUUCAAGAGGGGGUCCACAAACAUCAAUGCAACAAACACCCCAAUAACGCCCAUCACGAAACCCAAUCCACAAAACCUCCAGAACGCCCCCCGCGCACUCGAACAUCCGUCAAGCCCAAAACCGGUCCAACCUAUCCCCAAGAAACAAAGACAAAACAAAAGAAACAAAACACAGAGAGCGAAAAUGCACACCUCCGGACUAACAAACACUCCCCUAACAAAAACCCUCCUCAUCUACACUCUCGCCUCAUCCAUCGCCCUCUCCAUCCUCGACAUCAAACACUUCGCUCCGAUCCACGUCUCCCCGCAUUUCUGGCCCUACGGCCAAUUCUGGCGCGCCCUGCUAUGGCAAGUCGCGGGUUUCACCAAUUCCACGGAGGCCUUGUUCGCCGCCAUGCUGGUCUACCAUUUACGAGUUGUUGAGCGCGCAUGGGGAGCGAGGAAGUUGGCUACCUUCCUCCUAACAACAUUCCCCUACACAACCUUCCUCCCACCCCUCCUUUUAACAAUCCUCAUCCGUCCGCUCUCACUCACAAAACUAAAUUACCUGCCUUCCGGCCCAACGGCUACCAUCUUCGCCUUACUAGCGCAAUACCACCUCUCCAUCCCGCAUACAUUCCGCUACCGGAUCUCAACGUCUAGUUCCACGCCCACUGAUGAUGACGCAACGGCGCAGUCGACGGGGAAGUCCCUGACGUUGCUUUUCUCGGAUAAGUCGACGACGUAUCUGGUCGCGGCGCAGUUGGCGCUUUCGCAGUUUCCUGGCAUGGUGUUGCCGGCGGUUGUCGGGUGGUUUGUGGGGUUGGCGUGGCGGAUGGAGAUGUUGCCGGGUGUGGGUGCGCGGUGGAGGGUGCCGGCUUGGGUUGUGGGGGAGAAGGAGAGGACAAGGAGGGUGGUGGUUGGACCUUCGGGUGGCGAGGAAAGGUAUGAGGAUUUGAGGAGGAGGUUGGAAGGUGAGGCGGCUGCUGCUGCGGCCGAGGCGAGUGGUUCUUCUUCUUCUGCGCGUCAGGGUUCGGGGGUUGGGUUGAGACAAGGGAGGAGGAUUUGAGAGAUGAAUCAUGAGUGUUUUUAGAGGUGGAUUUGUUUCUUAAUGGGCGUUGGAUGUUGAUGUUGAUGUUGAAACUAUCAAGUUUUUCUUCAAUUCCAUUCUAUAUAUACC